Messenger RNA from Ictalurus furcatus (blue catfish), 4769 nucleotides. It is a transcript of the gene tlk2, whose product is annotated as tousled-like kinase 2. Gene Ontology annotation, cellular component: nucleus. Lineage: Eukaryota; Metazoa; Chordata; Actinopteri; Siluriformes; Ictaluridae. The transcript is spliced from 21 exons. The record is from RefSeq and is a predicted model, not a curated record. Gene Ontology annotation, biological process: intracellular signal transduction; chromosome segregation; peptidyl-serine phosphorylation. Bases 1342 to 3435 code for a protein of 697 amino acids. Gene Ontology annotation, molecular function: ATP binding; protein serine/threonine kinase activity.
AUUGCGAAAGAUGAGAAACCGAACCGAAUCGAUCCGGAUUUAACUGACCGUCCGGGACCAGCUUCACUUCUCAAACACGUCGUGCUUGUUCUGGGGAGAUGUGCACACGGAACUUGAUUUUGGGCGCAGUUUUUGAUUAGUUAAGGCGGCGUUGAGCCCGGUUCGGUGCUGCUGACCCGUAGUCGGCAUCGCAAAGAAACAGCCGAGAAGAGGAUUGAGAUUUAAAUCGCUCGGAGCGGAGCCAUGUUCGAUGCGCUUUGACCGUCGCUCGGUGGAAAUCGCUGUGUAGGCAGCAUGAAAUUGCUUUGUAAAAAGAAAGGAGCGUAGAGAACCUGAUCAGUUGAUAGACUGUUUUUAAGCAGGCCGAAAGGAAAGGUUGUCCAUCUCGAGGCCUCGUGUCAGGAGGUACCACAGCCUCCGCUUGACGCUCGGAGUCGGAGCCGAGCACCACGCGCCUUGCGCCGCACACUGAGCGCUGGCGAGACUCGGGGAUUCGAGGCCUUGUUCGGGAAUGUCUGGCUAACCGAGGACGAGGUCUGUAGUGACAAAGAGGAGGAGAGCAGUCACAAACUAAACCAAAAAAAAUACACAUCACAAGUCGAAACCAUCGACAGCUCAGGUAAAACUGGGAUUCCGUGCUGUUUAGUAAUUUUCCGCUGGCUGUCAAAACUUGGAAGGAAUCUAAUUAGCUUGUUAACUGUGCUUUUAUUUAAUAGCAGAAGAGUGAACAAUGUCUUGAUGGUGCCAAACCCCAUGGGUCAGAUCAGGUUAGCUCCAGCUAACACGCUAGUUAAGUGUUUAAGAAAAUGUAUUUUAAGUAAACAUUUCUCUCUCUCUCUCUCUUUCUCUCUUUUUAAAAUUCAGAUAGAUUUUCUGAACUAGCCUUUUUUUGUUUUGUUUAUAUUUUUUAAUGCAUAAAACGUUACACGAAUGCUUCUCUGAAGUAACAGUUUGUCUGCUAGCUUUAGCUAACUAGCUUGCAUGGUGUUUUUAGCUAGAUAACCACUUAACGUCUGCUUUGAUAAUGUAAAACAUUUAAAGAGAGAGGGGGGAUAAUAUAAGUGUUUUUAUUAGGUUGAGUGAUUCCUUGAUAUGCGUUUUGUAUUUCACAUUUCGGUUAAAUGAGCUACACGUAACUUUGUUGCAUCCUUAAUGAUUGCAUAGUUCGGUAGCUAGCCUUGUGGCUUGAUUGAUUUAGCCUGUGGAUGUUAGGUAGCUCGUUGUAUAGCUGGUUAGUUUUUGGCUGGCAUCGUGUUUUGUUUGUUUUGUGUGUGUGUGUUUUUGUUUUUUCCCUCCAGCCACCUCUGGGCCCUGCUGCUGACCUAAUGAAGUUAUUCAGUCAUGAUGGAGGAACUGCACAGCUUGGAUCCUCGAAGGCAGGAGCUGCUCGAGGCUCGAUUCACUGGGGUCGGAGUCGCCAAGGGUUCCGGGCACAACGAGUCAUCCAAUCAUAGUCUGUGUAGUGUGGGCUCUCUGAGUGACAAAGAGCUCGAGACACCUGAGAAGAAGCCGAAUGACCAGAGAACACGUAAGAGGAAAGGAGACCCCUUUGACAGCCAAGCGAAAGCAGGAGGCCGAGGACACAAAAUCAGUGAUUAUUUUGAGUUUGCGGGGGGUAGUGGUACUGGCACUAGUCCGGCGCGUGGCAUUCCUCCUGUGGUGCGCUCCUCCCCGCAGCACUCUCUCUCCAACCCUCCUGCUGCAGUGCAGCAAGGAAGUCCGUCCUCUAUCAAUUCCAAUACAGACCACUCCCACUCAUCGUGCGCCCUCAAACCAGCUUUCACGCACACGCAGCAGCACCGGGCGACACAGUCGGACAUGACUCUGGAGAAGCUGGCUGCGCUGGAGAGCAGUAAGAGUUCAGACCUCGAGAAAAAAGAGGGACGCAUCGAUGAUUUGCUCAGGGUGAAUUGUGACCUGCGCAGACAGAUCGAUGAGCAGCAGAGAAUGUUGGAGCGCUGUAAGGAACGCCUCAACAAGUGUGUGACUAUGAGCAAGAAGCUGCUCAUUGAGAAGUCGAAGCAGGAGAAGAUGGCGUGCAGGGACAAGAGCAUGCAGGACCGUCUCCGACUGGGCCAUUUCACUACAGUGCGACACGGCGCAUCCUUUACAGAGCAAUGGACCGAUGGAUAUGCCUUUCAGAAUUUAAUCAAGCAGCAGGAGCGGGUGAACUCACAGAGAGAGGACAUCGAAAGACAGAGGAAGCUCCUGGCGAAGAAGAAGCCACCCAACGCAGCCCAGACUCCGCCACCCAACCUAGAACCCAAUAAACGCAAGAACAAGAGCAAUGGAGCAGAGAACGAGAUGUUAUCACUAGCAGAAUAUCACGAGCAAGAAGAGAUUUUCAAAUUGAGACUUGGUCACUUAAAGAAGGAGGAAGCCGAGAUCCAAGUUGAAUUGGAGAGGCUGGAACGAGUGCGUAAUCUUCACAUCCGAGAGCUUAAGAGAAUACACAAUGAAGAUAACUCCCAGUUCAAAGAUCACCCCACGCUGAAUGACCGUUACCUGCUCCUGCACCUGCUGGGCCGAGGUGGCUUUAGUGAAGUUUACAAGGCAUUUGACUUGACAGAACAGCGGUACGUGGCUGUGAAAAUUCAUCAGCUCAAUAAGAACUGGAGAGAUGAGAAGAAGGAAAACUACCACAAACAUGCCUGCCGAGAGUAUCGCAUCCAUAAGGAACUGGAUCAUCCCAGAAUAGUCAAACUUUACGACUACUUCUCUCUGGACACCGACUCGUUCUGCACAGUACUAGAGUAUUGUGAAGGCAACGAUCUGGAUUUCUAUCUAAAACAACACAAGCUAAUGUCUGAGAAAGAGGGCCGGUCCAUCAUUAUGCAGGUUGUCAACGCCCUGAAAUACCUGAACGAGAUCCGCCCACCAAUUAUCCAUUAUGAUCUUAAACCAGGUAACAUCCUGCUGGUGAACGGCACAGCGUGCGGGGAGAUAAAAAUCACAGACUUUGGUUUGUCUAAGAUCAUGGAUGAUGACAACUACGGUGUAGAUGGCAUGGAGCUUACAUCGCAAGGAGCUGGGACUUACUGGUACCUGCCCCCAGAAUGCUUUGUGGUAGGGAAAGAGCCACCCAAGAUCUCUAAUAAAGUGGAUGUGUGGUCAGUUGGCGUGAUCUUCUACCAGUGCCUCUAUGGGAAGAAGCCGUUUGGUCAUAAUCAGUCGCAGCAAGAUAUCCUACAGGAGAACACUAUACUCAAAGCCACAGAGGUGCAGUUCCCUCCCAAACCUGGAGUUUCACCUGAGGCUAAGGCCUUCAUUCGUCGGUGUUUGGUGUACCGCAAGGAGGACCGUAUUGAUGUCCAUCAGCUGGCCAGCGACCCCUUCCUGCUCCCUCACAUCCGCAAAUCCGUUGCCACCACGGGCAACUCCAGCACGGCCGUCGCCUCCACCUCCAGCUCAUCCAAUAGCAGCGCCUCAAACUGAGAGCCCCGCCCAUCCAUACCUGUCUGAUCGGAGCAGAGAGAGCCGGGCUUUGUAUUUGCCGUACUCGGUUCUGCAGCGCCCAAAGUGGAAGUGGAGGAUCUGCCUCCAAGUAUACAGAGAAGGAAAGAGAGAGCAGAAGGAACGGGAAAAGAGGGAAGGAUGGAACGCUGGAGCAAUGUUCAUCCCUCUGUACCCCUCUUCCUCUCCCCAUUACUGCAAAUCGUGUGUGGGGUGGGGAGGUUUUUAAAAAAAAAAAAAAAAAAAAAAAAAAAAAAAAAAGAAGGCAUCCUUAAUGUAAGAGAAAGAAAGAGAGAGAAUUCCUGAGCCCAUGUCAUGCUGAAAAUAAUAAUGGAUUGAACGGGGGACAGAUCUGCAAGGGCUUGGACAGAUAAAACGGACUGAUGCGUACCCUUCACCCCACAACACAAACAUGCACACAUACAGGCGUAUUCAUAAAAAGUAUCUUCAGUUUCUUUGAAGGCAAAUAGCUAAUGAUGUGGGAGAACCCCCUCACUCCUACUACGGUGUCUUCUGUGUAAGAUAUUGCAAAUGAGUUUCUUCUCCUUCCCAGUGCCCACUUCCUGCUGUACACCUUCCAUCUAGGGAAUUUUGCUAGUGAGCUUACAUCAGUAUCAGUAGCCCACAUUUCACUCAACCAUAUCAAAACCACCAUCGUUCAAACAAAAAGCAGUGCUAAAAUGAAAACAGGUUGGUUUUUUUUUUGUUUUGUUUUUUUGCUGUUUGGGAAUUUUAAUGAAGUCUUACAGCGCCUUGUUUAUUGUGUUUAAUUUUUUUUUUUUUUGGUUGGGGGUGGGGUGAGAGCUAGUGUUGGUCAAUUUCACUUCCCCCCCCCCCUUUUCUUCUCUGUGACCAAAGCCAAGCUCUGCCAGCAGGUGGUGCCGUUUAACUUGAGAUUUUGUUUUCCAAUUAUAAUUUUAAAAUGGUUUUGAUGCAAAGACACAUAUUUUUUUUUUUUAAAGAAAAGCUAUUGGUGUAGAUGGUUUAGCAUUACUAACUUGAUGGCCCCAAGUAUGUUCUAUUUUCUGUUACAAUUAGAAAAAUUAACACUUUUUUUUUUAUCUAAGAUUUAAUGUUUUUAAUUUUUAUUUUAAAAUAUUUUUUUCUUCCAUGAUUUUAACAGUUCUCACAUGCAGAUACAGAUGCAGAUACCCACACAUGCUCAUAUUUAUUUAGGCCUGUUUUAAAUAGCUGAUUCCUGGUCCUGAUUGUCUACUAUGAGGGGAUGAGGACUUUUUGGAGGGAGGGGGGAUAGUUAAUGACGGGUACAGGGCAGAAAUGGCAAUGAUCAUUAAAUACUGUUGGUUAAAAAUUUC